Messenger RNA from Oryza sativa Japonica Group (Japanese rice), 2723 nucleotides. RefSeq lists its product as uncharacterized. Gene Ontology annotation, biological process: mRNA splicing, via spliceosome; spliceosomal complex assembly. Gene Ontology annotation, cellular component: precatalytic spliceosome; post-mRNA release spliceosomal complex; Prp19 complex. The record is from RefSeq and is a predicted model, not a curated record. NCBI's taxonomy places the organism in Eukaryota, Viridiplantae, Streptophyta, Magnoliopsida, Poales, Poaceae. Gene Ontology annotation, molecular function: protein binding.
UCCUAUUUGCCCCACUUCUCCCCUGUCUCUUCCUCCCACAACUCCCCUCCCGAACCCUAACCCUAGCUCUCCCCCCGCGCCGGCGGCGGCCAUGGCGCUCAUCACCCCAGCUAGCGGCGGGGGCGGCGGCGGAGGAGACAAAGCCCCACCGUCCGCCUCCGACCCGAGCCUCGGGUUCCUCACUAAGCGCGACACGGAGGUGAAGCUGCCCCGGGCGACGCGGGUGAAGAACAAGACCCCCGCCUCGGUCCAGAUCACCGCAGAGCAGAUCCUCCGGGAGGCGCGGGAGCGGCAGGAGCCCGAGAUCCGCCCGCCCAAGCAGAAGAUCACCGACUCAAUCGAGCUCUCCGAGUACCGCCUCCGCCGCCGCAAAGAGUUCGAGGACGUCAUCCGCCGCGUCCGAUGGAACGUCAACGCCUGGGUCAAGUACGCCAAGUGGGAGGAGCAGCAACGGGACUUCGCCCGCGCGCGCUCCGUCUACGAGCGCGCCCUCGACGUCGCCCACCGCGACCAUACGCUCUGGCUCAAGUACGCAGAGUUCGAGAUGCGCAACAGGUUCGUCAAUCAUGCCCGCAACGUCUGGGACCGCGCCGUUUCUCUCCUACCCCGGGUGGACCAGCUGUGGUACAAGUACAUCCACAUGGAGGAGCUACUUGGCGCUGUUGCCAACGCCCGCCAGGUGUUCGAGCGCUGGAUGGCCUGGCGUCCUGACACAGCUGGCUGGAACUCGUACAUCAAAUUUGAGCUGCGCUAUGGUGAGGUGGAGCGGGCAAGAGCUAUUUAUGAGCGGUUUGUGGCUGAACACCCACGACCAGAUACGUUCAUUCGAUAUGCCAAGUUUGAGAUGAAGCGUGGAGAAGUGGAGCGCGCGCGGCAGGUGUACCAGCGUGCUGCAGACCUGCUCGCAGAUGAUGAGGAUGCCCAGGUGCUGUUUGUAGCCUUUGCUGAGUUUGAGGAAAGGUGCCGGGAGGUUGAGCGUGCCCGAGCUAUAUACAAGUAUGCACUUGAUAGGGUGCCCAAAGGCCAGGCUGAGGAGCUGUACAGGAAGUUCCUUGCAUUUGAAAAACAGUUUGGUGACCGUGAAGGAAUUGAGGAUGCCAUCGUGGGUAAGAGGAGAUUCCAGUAUGAGGACGAGGUGAGGAAGAACCCUCUCAAUUAUGAUUCAUGGUUUGAUUACAUUAGGCUGGAGGAGAGUGUUGGGAACAAUGACAGGAUCAGGGAGGUGUAUGAGAGAGCCAUUGCUAAUAUCCCCCCAGCAGAUGAGAAGCGUUACUGGCAACGAUACAUUUACCUAUGGAUAAAUUAUGCUUUGUAUGAGGAGCUUGAUGCAAAGGACGUGGAACGGACCAGGGAAGUUUACAGCGAGUGUCUCAAAUUGGUUCCACACAAGAAAUUCACUUUUGCCAAGAUGUGGCUCAUGGCAGCCCAGUUUGAGAUAAGGCAAAGGAAUCUUAAAGCUGCACGGCAGAUACUCGGAAAUGCCAUUGGGAUGUCUCCAAAGGGCAAGAUAUUCAAAAAGUACAUUGAGAUUGAGUUGUAUCUUGGUAAUUUUGACCGUUGUAGGACUCUCUAUGAGAAGUAUAUUGAAUGGUCUCCAGCAAACUGUUAUGCCUGGAGGAAGUAUGCUGAAUUAGAGAAGAACCUUAGUGAGACUGAUCGUGCUCGUUCCAUAUAUGAGCUUGCUAUUGCUCAGCCAGCCCUUGAUACACCAGAAGUUUUGUGGAAGGAGUACUUGCAGUUUGAAAUUGAUGAAAAUGAAUUCGAUAGGACUCGCGAACUAUACGAGAGAUUGCUUGAUAGAACAAAACAUUUGAAGGUAUGGAUAAGCUAUACCGAGUUUGAGGCCUCGGCUGGUUUGGCUGGGGAAGACGGUGAGAGUGAGGAGAUUAAGAAAGAAGUUAGUUAUCAUGAACAGCAGAUAGAACGGGUUCGAAGGUGCCGAGCAAUCUUUGAAAGAGCAUUCGAAUACUUCAGAACUAGUGCUCCAGAGUUAAAGGAGGAAAGAGCAAUGCUCCUUGAAGAAUGGCUUAACAAGGAGGUGAGCUUUGGUGACCUUGGUGAUGUCACCUUAGUGCAGAAAAAGGCGCCAAGGAAAGUGAAGAGAAAGAGACCAAUUCCUACAGAGGAUGGCUCCACUGUUGCGUAUGAAGAGUACAUUGAUUAUAUUUUCCCCGAUGAGGUUGCGCUGGCUCCAAACCUCAAGAUCCUUGAAGCAGCCUAUAAGUGGAAGAAGCAGAAGACAGAUGAUACUGAUGAUGUCUGAGCUAAACUGCCACUGUUUCUGUGGUCACGAAUGAGCUAAUCGUUGUCAAAAUUAGAUCUGAAGGUCUUCUACAAUGCUGGGUAAAGUUGUGAAUGUGCCCUACCUGAUCAUGUGGUGUGGUGCUGGCACUUCGAUCAAUUCAGUUUUACAUCUGUAUGUCUGAUGGAUAGAAACUGAAACAAGUUCAUAGUCUUUAAUUUAGUUUUGGCAUGCAUGAUCUUGUUUCUUGCUCACGAUAUUUGUCUCUAAGGUCCAAAAUAGGAGACGGUUGUUCCUUUUAGUUUUCUUUUAUUUAUACAUCAAUAGGUAGGCAGCUCCAGCCAUAUUAGUCUAAGAAUGGCGCAUUUUGUGUAAAGAAGCUGCCUGUAAGGUGCGGUUGUGUACCAGUGAGAUGGACUGUGAAAACUUGUCUUGCUGAUGGUAUCCAAUUUUCCUGAGCGAGGACCGAGGAGAUAGUGCA